CUGACUUUGACGUGCAUUUCUACAAGCGCGUUUUCAGCGCAUCACCUGGCCGGCCUUGACUAGGAAAAAGCACCCGAGCAGCAUCUGUACCUUCCUCAGUUUUUGCGCUACGGCUUACGAUGUCGAACUCUAAUUCUGCGCAACCUCCGUCCGCGCUUCCGCUCUCCCAGCUCGAAGGUCUGCGCCACCGCGCCGAACAGAUCAUCGAGUCCAUCCAGGUCCUCGGCGGUGCCAUUGAACUCGGAAAUGCACCAGCCAUGUACCCUUGGCCGGACUUGCUUGCGCGCUACAACCUGCUUUUGUCACAAACACUGAACUUCUCCAACUCGCUCGCCGCUGCGGUUCCCCAGCCGCCUGGUCAGCGUCCGAUCGACCCCUCCGAGCGCGAACGCAUCUUCGAAAAGCUCGCCCUCCACCCAAAAAAGGCGCUCGACGACGCGCAGUUCCAAACCGUCGUCGCGCCUCUCAUCCGGCACAACCAGACGUACGACAUCCUCCGCAAGGAGAGCGCGACCGUCGCCGGCCUGUGCGAGCAUCUCGAGACAAGGGGCUCCGUGGGCGUGCUUGGGGGGCCGACGGGUGGGCAGGCGCCCACCCGCAAACCCACCUACGCCGACGUCCUCGCCGAAUGCGCUGACAUCCGCGACGCGCACGAGCGCCGUGUCGAGCGCGGGCGCCUCGUCGUCGCCCAAAUUCUGGAGAAGACGGAUAGAUACGAAUGGAAGGAGCGCGUCGCAGUCGAAGAGGAGGAACCCGAGGAACUCGGCUUCGACCCCAGAUACGCCAUGAACACCACAACCACCGCCGCGGAGCCAGAGGCUGACUUCGGCGAGGACGACUCCUCUUCCUCGGACGACGAGGGAAUGGGCGAGGACGGUGAAAGUGGUAUGGACGAGGGCGUCGAUGGUGGCAUGAAUGGUAUCGAAGGGGAUGCCACGAUGGAAGACCGAGAGAUGGCGGGUGUGUCGGACGAGCACGACAUACCCAUCGACCCGGCCCUUCAGGCAAUGUGGCAAGGUUGAGGCGGCUUCACCAUCGUUCGCGUAGUUUGGAAUACAAGGUGUGCAACAACUAUCGGAUUACUCAACGCU
This is a messenger RNA of Schizophyllum commune H4-8, 1091 nucleotides long. RefSeq lists its product as uncharacterized. The record is from RefSeq and is a predicted model, not a curated record. Lineage: Eukaryota; Fungi; Basidiomycota; Agaricomycetes; Agaricales; Schizophyllaceae. The coding region runs from base 120 to 1022 and encodes 300 amino acids. The transcript has 4 exons.